UCACAGUGAGGUGAAUGCUAAAGUGAAACUGUGCUGACGGACAACAGGGAAAUCUGAGCUAUUUUUUUUUUCAAACUAAAAUAUAUAUAUGAAAUUGACGCUCACUCAUUGAUUUAAAGAGCAAGAGAGCAAUGGCAGAAUCUUCAUCAACCUCACCGCACAGACAGACCAGAAGAAACAGUAUGGAUACACCUCCAAUAGGUCUGUCAUCCUCCAGUGGUGCCCUGUCAGACGAGCUGCAGUGUUCAAUCUGUCUGGAUGUGUUUACUGAUCCAGUCAGCACUCCAUGUGGACACAACUUCUGUAAACCCUGUUUAAAACAGUGCUGGGACACGAGUCAAGAUUAUCACUGUCCCCUCUGUAAAGAAACAUUCAAUAAAAGACCCGAUCUCAAGAUCAACACAACACUUAGAGAGAUUGUGCAGCUCUUUAAAGAAAGGUCUAGUCAGAAGAAAUCUGAAGUUUUGUGUGACAUGUGUGAUGAUAAAAAGCAAAAAGCCUUGAAGUCCUGCAUUGUGUGUCAGAUCUCUUACUGUGAAACUCAUCUGGAGCCUCAUCAGAGAAUCCCAAAUUUAAAGAAACACAAACUGAUUGAUCCUGUAGAGAAUCCUGAGGACUUUAUAUGCCAGAAACAUGAGAAACCUCUGGAGUUGUAUUGUAGAGAUGAUCAGACAUGUGUGUGUAUGUUGUGUGCUGUGACAGACCACAGGAAUCACAACAUUGUUGCUGUAGAAGAAGAGAGUGGAGAGAGGAAGCCUCAACUGAUGAAGAUACAGACAGAUGUGAAGCAGAAGAUUCAGGACAGAAUGAACAAAAUUCAGGAUAUCAAACACUCAGCAGAACUUAGAAAAAAUUACUCAGAGAAAGAGAAAUCAGAGAGUGUUGAGCUCUUCAGUGGUCUGAUCAGAUCUAUUGAGAGAUGUCAGACUGAACUGCUGGAGAUGAUGGAGAAGAAGCAGAAAGCAGCAGAGAAACAUGAUGAAGAUCUCAUUAAAGAUCUGGAGCAGGAGAUCAGUGAGCUGAAGUGGAGAGACAUUGAGCUGGAGAAGCUCUUACACACUGAAGAUCAUCUUCAUCUCCUGCAGAUUUACCCAUCAGUGUGUAGCCCUGUAAACACCAAAAACUGUCCUGAGAUCAGUGAUACUGAAAUACAGCUCAGUGUGGAACCUCUAGUGAAAGCUCUGACUGAACUACAGAAGACUCUAGAUGAGAAACUCACUGAAACUGUGUUGCAGCAAUAUGCAGUGGAUUUGACUCUGGAUCCUGACACAGCUUAUCCAUAUCUCAUCCUGUCUGAUGAUGAAAAAGAAGUGAGAUGUGGAGACAUUGAACUUAAACUCCCAGACAACCCAGAGAGAUUUCACAGUUGUACCUGUGUUCUGGCAAAAGAGGGAUUCUCAUCAGGAAGAUUUUAUUUUGAGGUUCAGGUAAAGGAAAAGACUGAUUGGGAUCUUGGAGUGGCCAGAGAAUCCAUUAACAGAAAGGGAAAGAUCAUAGUGUGUCCUGAGAAAGGAUACUGGACAAUCGUUCUAAGAAAUGAGAAUCAAUAUAAGGGUCGUGAGGAUAUUCCUCUCUCUCUCUCUCUGAGAGUAAAGCCUGAGGUUGUGGGGGUGUUUGUGGAUUAUGAGGAGGGUUUGGUCUCCUUCUAUGAUGUGAAGUCCAGGUCUCAUAUUUACUCUUUCACUGGUCAAUCUUUCACUGAGAAACUUUAUCCUUACUUUAGCCCCGAUAAUAAUAAAAAAGGUAAAAAUGCAGCACCACUCAUCAUCUCACAAGUUAAACUGCUAAAGUGAGACACUUAAACUGAAUCUUUAUCAUUAUGUGUAUAUUUUUAUUAAUAAAAAUCAUAAUAUUUUUAAAGGGGACAUUUCAACAGGACU
Molecule: messenger RNA, 1880 nt
Organism: Misgurnus anguillicaudatus (oriental weatherfish)
Lineage: Eukaryota; Metazoa; Chordata; Actinopteri; Cypriniformes; Cobitidae
Source: RefSeq, a predicted model, not a curated record